Molecule: messenger RNA, 954 nt
Organism: Bipolaris victoriae FI3
Lineage: Eukaryota; Fungi; Ascomycota; Dothideomycetes; Pleosporales; Pleosporaceae
Exons: 2
Coding region: 1-954 (317 amino acids)
Biological process (GO): L-proline biosynthetic process
Molecular function (GO): pyrroline-5-carboxylate reductase activity
Source: RefSeq, a predicted model, not a curated record
AUGGCGGACACUCAGGAAUCCAAGCCUUUGACAUUGACCGUUCUCGGUUCAGGAACAAUGGGCAUAGCAAUCAUGGGUGGCGUAAUGUCCUCCCUCGCCUCCGCCCGCACUAAAGCCACCAUCGACCCCUCGUCUGCCCCAAAAGACGUCCCCAACCUCUCCAACUUCAUCGCCUGCGACCAAUGGGCCCCCGCCGAACAAAACGUCCGCAAAGCCCUCGGCCAUUACAACUUCCCCCUGCAAACCCUCACAAACGAGAAUCUCAAGGGCGUCCAACAAGCAGACAUCGUCCUGCUAAGCUGCAAGCCUCACGGCUUCAAGACGAUUCUCGGUGAGGAAGGCAUGAGGGAUGCGCUCAAGGGUAAAGUCCUGGUCAGCAUAUUGGCAGGCGUCACCCGCGAACAAAUCGAAGCCUUCCUCUACCCGGAUGGCCCUGAAAAAGCGGAAAACGCAUGCAGAGUCGUCCGCGUAAUGCCCAACACGGCAUCCUUCGUCGGCGAAUCCAUGUCUGUGAUUCAGACUUCUGAUCCGCCGCUUAGCGAUGCACAGGCUAAGCUUGUGGAAUUCGUAUUUAGCUCCAUUGGUCGCGUUACUACGCUGCCACCUGCAAACAUGGAUGUUGCAACUGCGCUAUGUGGGUCUGGACCUGCUUUCUUUGCGUUGAUGCUUGAGGCGGCGGCGGAUGGUGCCGUGGCUAUGGGGUUGCCGAGAGCGGAAGCACAGAUGAUGGCGGCACAGACUAUGAGGGGAACCACGGGUUUGGUGCUGAACGGUGAGCAUCCAGCUGUGCUCAAGGAUAAGGUAUCGACGCCAGGCGGCUGCACGAUCGGCGGUCUGAUGUCGCUCGAGGAAGACGGUGUCAGAGGCUCUGUUGCAAAGGCCAUCCGGGAAGCCACUGUCGUAGCAUCAAGACUGGGUGGUGAGCAAAAGGAAUUUGUAAACCACAGGCGGUAA